Messenger RNA from Echinops telfairi (small Madagascar hedgehog), 2748 nucleotides. RefSeq names its product ADP ribosylation factor like GTPase 6 interacting protein 5 (gene ARL6IP5). Bases 86 to 646 code for a protein of 186 amino acids. The record is from RefSeq and is a predicted model, not a curated record. Gene Ontology annotation, biological process: negative regulation of transport. Gene Ontology annotation, cellular component: membrane. NCBI's taxonomy places the organism in Eukaryota, Metazoa, Chordata, Mammalia, Afrosoricida, Tenrecidae. The transcript has 3 exons.
GUCAUUGCUGUGACCCAGCUCAGCGGCUCGUUUGUCGCCGUCGCCUCCCCCAGAUUCCGAAGGAGAAGCCGGGGAAGACGUUGACAUGGAGGUCCCUCCUUUGCGCAGCUGGGACGACUUCUUCCCGGGCUCUGACCGCUUCGCGCGGCCGGAUUUCAAGGACAUUUCCAAAUGGAACAACCGCGUGGUGAGCAACCUGCUCUAUUACCAGACCAACUACCUGGUGGUGGCUGCCAUGAUGAUUUCCGUGGUGGGGUUCUUGAGUCCCUUCAACAUGAUCAUCGGAGGAGUUGUGGUGGUGUUGGUGUUCUCGGGGUUUGUGUGGGGAGCCCAAAACAAAGACAUCUUCCGCCGGAUGAAGAAGGAGUACCCCAUGACGUUUGUGAUGAUGGUCAUGCUGGCUAGCUAUCUCCUCAUCUCCAUGUUUGGGGGAGUCAUGGUCUUUUUGUUUGGUAUCACUUUUCCUUUACUGAUGAUGUUCAUCCACGCGUCCUUGCGGCUUCGAAACCUCAAGAACAAGGUGGAGAAUAAAAUUGAGGGGCUGGGGCUGAAGAAGACGCCGAUGGGCAUUUUCCUGGACGCGCUGGAGCAGCAGGAAGAGGGCUUGAACAAAUUCAGCGACUACUUCAGUAAAGCGAAGGAAUAAGCGGCUGGUCCGGGGAUAGGGAGGGUCUCAGCAGGAAGUCCGUUGCAGCUUGCUCCUGCCUAGACCUACUUUCCGUUUGUGUAUUUGAAAUAGGAGGUGCACGUACCAUCCAGCUACCAAUGGCAGCAUGCAUGUAAAGACCACGUGAUGGAUCCCUCUGCUGUUAGGGAGGGCCUAGAAACCAAAAGUGACCCUGUCCUGACCCACCCCAAGCCAGCCCCGUUUUGUCUGAAGUUUCAAACGUGUUUAGGAAAACUGAUAGGGAGUAGAUCACACUGAUUUCCUAAGGGAAUCAAAGAAUCGUAACUAGUGCAGCAACGAUGCUGCCAGAGGGAAAAGUCAAAGUCAAGUGUGAGGAGGAAUGGGAGUGAAUGAGAGGCUGGCACAGUAGCCUCCGCCUAUUUCUAAUCCCCUCCAGCCUCCUCCCACCCAAAUAGUCCUUCAGCUUGUAAUGUGUGGAGUAUAAGUUACUUUAGUGAUUAUUGAUCUUUUAAAAUCAAAGAUGAUUUCUAUCACUUUGCAACGUAUGGUAUGCAGUGGAAACUGGAUAAGCCAGUGUAUACUUUGUUUACAAAUAUAAAGAUGGCUGUUAAAAUAUUUUGUCAACUUUUUGUAAAUUUUUGAACUAUGACUCGUGUUUUCACCAGCAGAUAUCUGUUCCAAACCUAAUGUCAUCUUCUUUAAGGGGGUUACAGCUCUGUAACAUAUUAUUUUUUAAAAAAGCAAAAAUUGAGUUUUAUUGGUAUUGCAUAUGUUUUAUGAUUUUCAUGGGGGCGGGGUGGAGAAAAGAACAAAAGGUGUCCGGGAUCAUGUUUACUGUACAUUUUUUUCAUUAUUUCUAUUUUAACUGGAACAUUUAGAAACAAAGGAAAUGAAUGUGCAUUUUAUUAAUUCCUUGGGCACAAUGAAGACGAAAGUAGAUGAUCUUUUGAAAUCUGAAAAGCAUUUUUACAGGACUGAGCAAAACUAUUUUUAAAAGUUAAGAUGGGAAUAAUUGCCAGCUUCCGCACUUCAUGAAAACUUUAGGUAGUGAUUGUUGUAAGCAUGGGCUUUUAUAGAUAUCAGAGUACAGAAAGCGUGAGUGUAUGUGGAUUCUACCCCAUUUCUUUCUUCUCUUUACUUCCUAGGUAUUAGAAAUAGGUCAUGGGAAAGGUUUUGCUUGCCAAUUAUGUGACUGCAUAGAAAAACUAGAAAACGGGUUUCCUUCCUGUUGAAUCGUGCAGACAGUUGAAGCUGCGCUUCCUGAAGAGGCCCCCUGUGUUCUCCGAGUCAGAAGCUACAGUAUUAUGCCUAAUUUUUCUUGCGUUUUGGCUCCUCAGCCAACUUUAGCUCAUUGAUGUCACCACGUCAACUUCCCAGACACGGUCAAGAAUCUGUACUAUGCUUACUUGAAUAUGAAGAAUAAAAUGUUUCAAAGGUUUUGGGGUUUUGGGUGAGACUGCACUUAAUGAAAUCCUAUGUUCAACAUCCGAAGGACUCCGUGACAACCCAAUAAGCUAUGAGGCUCUGCCACGCAGCCAAAAUGCUCUUCGCUUGUUUCAAACACCGCCUAAUAAUAAACCAUUUAUACUUUCUAUGCUUCCAGCCAGAGCAAAAUUGAAUUAAAUUGCUUUCUGCAACUUGAUACUGGUUUAUACACAUUUUAGCCCCUUAGCGAUUUUUACAUGGUGUGAACUCUGCUAACUAAAUGUAGUAAAUUUGGAGAAUGUAACGAAAUAUUUUUAAAAAAUACAAUAAUUACUCAUCAUCAAUGGUCAAUUCUGGAAAAAUAAUCAUAGAAAAAAUGUGACGUGAAUGCCAUAAACCAAGAUGAUGUUUGAAAACAAGCUAAAAUAACUAUCAACAGGGAUUUUUUGGUUGGGGUGGAUGGAUGGGAAAAAAUAUAUAUAUAAAUGACUUCAUGUCUGUGUGGAUGAAACCUGUGUAUUGAGGCAGUCAACGGUAAAAUUAGGUAUGUUUUCCUUAUACAUGAGCUAGGGCUAGAGUCCUGCGUGAAGGCUAUUAGCACUUUAAAAAAAUUCCUGACCUUAUUAUUGCUGUCUAUGUAAGCCAAUACAUAGGGCUUUUUGGAACAUCUAAUAAACAUUAGGCUUGUGAAAAUA